AUGUUUCGCUACACACAUUUCACCACAUCGACAUCAACACAUCAACGCAUCAACACAUCAACACAUCAACACAUCACCAACUCUCACCGACUCUCACCGACUCUCACCGACUCUCACCGACUCUCACCAACUCUCACCAACUCUCACCAACACUCACCAACACUCACCAACACUCACCAACACUCACCAACACUCACCAACACUCACCAACACUUACCAACACUCACCAACACUCACCAACACUCACCAACAUCACAACAAACAUUCCAUCAAAACAAGCAUCCCAGCACAACACUCUCGUCUCUGUUUGCUCUACGCCAGAAUGAGAGUGCCAAUUCCAUUACGGCGAAGGGACUAUCGGACCGCAAACUAUCAAUGCAGAACAAUUGGGAAUACGGCUCAUUCUAUCUAUCCAAUGAUGAUCCUUCGGAAUACAAAACAGAUGAGGAAGAUGUUGGGCAGGUCUUUGCUUCUUCGAAUACUCUUGAAUACUCGGAUACUGGUCCCCAGCACCACGGAGAGGGCUCAUUAGCUGUGAGGGAGCGCAAGUCUUACAUCGCUGGACUCGUGGCAGCGACAUCCGUGGUCACGGAAGCUCUGGAGUCCUUGGUUACGCAGCAUCUCCCUGCGAGGAUUGUUGUUCACGCAGACCUAUCCUGGAAUUUCGCACUUGGCUGA
This is a messenger RNA of Penicillium arizonense, 678 nucleotides long. RefSeq lists its product as uncharacterized. The record is from RefSeq and is a predicted model, not a curated record. Lineage: Eukaryota; Fungi; Ascomycota; Eurotiomycetes; Eurotiales; Aspergillaceae. The transcript is spliced from 3 exons. The coding region runs from base 1 to 678 and encodes 225 amino acids.